This is a messenger RNA of Metarhizium acridum CQMa 102, 255 nucleotides long. Lineage: Eukaryota; Fungi; Ascomycota; Sordariomycetes; Hypocreales; Clavicipitaceae. The record is from RefSeq and is a predicted model, not a curated record.
AUGUCCUCUGGAGAGAAUAAAAAGGAAAAAUUCGUCCUUUCAGACGAGGAAGACCGCCCAUAUAUUGUGGGUUCUCGUUCGCCGGGAUUCCGCGUUGGAGAUCAAGUCUACCUCUUGCUUUCUGAUGGAUCCCGAGAUGGCCCUUACCUCGUGGCAACGGUCAUCUCCGCGCAGGAGUGUACGCUUAGCCUCGAAAACGGCCAGAGUGUCGGGCACGGUGAGGUGAUACCGAUGGCGAGGCUCGAGGCUGCAUGA